AUGUCCGCCCUCACCCGCCAGACCCUACGCCUCACCAGGCCAACCACCAUCCGCAACUUCUCCGUCGCCGCAAGGAAACUGGCAGGAGGCGAUGCCGGUGCUCCGCGAUCCGGAGGCGCCGCCCAGGGUGACGCAUUCACCAAGCGCGAAAAGGCCAAUGAGGACUUCUACGUGAAGGAAGAGGAGAAGAAGAAGCUCGAGGCGCUGAGGAAGAAGAUUGCCGAUUCGGAGGCUCAGCUUGCGCAGGACCGUAAGGAUGUGGAUCAGAUCAUCGGCAAGAGCAAGUAAGAGAUGCGUGGAAGGUAGGUGCUGUGGUGAUGCCCGGUGCUGGUGCUGGAGCGAGGCUAAUAGCGUGCAGGAUAGAGUGA
Molecule: messenger RNA, 368 nt
Organism: Lecanosticta acicola
Lineage: Eukaryota; Fungi; Ascomycota; Dothideomycetes; Mycosphaerellales; Mycosphaerellaceae
Source: the annotation of a GenBank genome assembly